Messenger RNA from Dryobates pubescens (Downy woodpecker), 765 nucleotides. Its product is annotated as DPY30 domain-containing protein 1. NCBI's taxonomy places the organism in Eukaryota, Metazoa, Chordata, Aves, Piciformes, Picidae. Gene Ontology annotation, cellular component: Set1C/COMPASS complex. Bases 219 to 689 code for a protein of 156 amino acids. The transcript has 5 exons. The record is from RefSeq and is a predicted model, not a curated record.
GUGGAGGAGAUUUUGAGCAUAUUUUUUGGUCUGCAGUGCUUGGUGUAACCAGUCUAUAAAUGUAGCUUGUAACAACUAAACCAAUGUUUAAUGUAAAUAACUCUCUUCUAUUAAUUGCUAUGUUAAUAAAAUGAGUAAUAUGAUAUUCAAUAUUUGGUGUCUAAGGCAAUUUAAUUCUGACAUUGAUGCUAAUGUCUACCUGUUGUUAGUAGAUGUGAAUGGAGUCUCAGUAUCUGAAGAGAUGUCUGGGAAGUUGCUUGAAAAAGGGACUGGCAGAGGUUGUAGAGCGUCGUCCAGCAGAUCCAAUAGAGUAUCUGGCACAUUGGAUUUACAACUACAGAAGAAUCUUAGAUGAAGAAAAAAAGAGAAUGUUGGAGAGGGUUGAGCUGGAACAAGAACGGGAGGUGGCCCUGCUGGAGCUUGAGAAGUUAAGAAAAAUUAAAGAAGCCCUACUGAUCCAGCAGAAACGUGAAGAACAGCAUCAGGGUCAGUUGGAACACAAACGUGAGGAGUCAGAACUGCAAAAUGAAGAAAAUGACAAGGAAAAUGAAAAGAGAGUAGAUGAACUUACAGAGAGACCUGGAACACCUAAUUUGACCACAGCUGAGGAGCUAGAUGAGAAUGAAGAGUUUGAGAGUAUAACAGAUCCCAUGGCAGAAGCAAAACAAAAAAGUUCCCCAGUGAUCUGAAAGCAGUAAAUAUAUUUUCUACUUGUUAAUUGCUGAUCCUGAAAUUUAACAUCGUAAUUUGUGCUUUAUGUAUGCA